UUGUUCGGAUAUCUUCGAUUGGAAUUAAAAAAAAAACGUAUUUUCAGUGAUCUCGAAUUUGAAUUUUAAAAUGUUUAAUUUGAGAGAAACCUGUUUUAAGGAGUUGCAACAUGAUCAAACAGAUUAAUAUUUAAGAGCCAUCUGUGUUGUAUUUUCCCCUGGCAAAUAACUAUUAAUCAUGGGCUGUGUUAACUCGUCAAAUUCAUCCGAUCAGUUGGGGAUCAUUCACAACAAUGAUUUUGACGACAAUCUACAAACCAAUCCCUCUAUUCUCUCAUCUCUCAUCAGUUGUUUUGAAGCCCAAAAUCAUGAUGAGGAUGCAACACCAACAGAACAUGCUAUACCAAUUGAACCAGUUUCUCAACCAGAAACACAACUGCAAAUGUUAGCAAUCGCCCCACUGGAAAGAGGUUCGCAUCAACAAAGGCGUUAUGCACAGUUUAUACACCCAGCAGUUUUAGAGCGGGGACUGGUAGAAAGCAUUGAUGUUGCAUAUCCUACUUCGGGAAAAGGCUUUGUGCUCAUCAUAAACUACUCGCAUAGCAGACAAGGUUCGGAAAAGGAUGUCACAAAGUUGGUUGGGUUUUUUCAGCAUGAACUCCAACAUAGUGUAUUACUCGGAAAUAAUAAUAUGACUAGAGAAGAACUGAGAGCGUUUUUCGAAGAUGUUAAGAAAAGUAUCGACGCAAGAUUUUACUGUUUCAUCUGCAUAGUUAUGGCGCAUGGAAAUGAAAAAGGCAUCAUUACAUCUGAUGGAAAAGUUCAAUCAUACAACGAAAUUAUUGAAACAUUUGACAACCGCAAUAUGUCAGCAUUUGCAGGUCGACCUAAGCUUUUUUUAAUCAAUGCAUGCCGAGGAGAUAGGCGACCAUGGACAAUGCCUUUUGACUUCGAAAGUAUAACGAUGGAUGCGACACCUGUUCAUCCUAUUGAAUUGGUUGCAGAAACAUCCGACAUUUAUGCCGUUUAUUCGACAGUCAGAGGAUUUGUGUCAACUAGAGACACGCAGGAGGGGUCAAUUUUUAUACAGACGUGCGUUGAUGUUUUUCAAAAAUACUACAAAACGAGAAACGUAUGCGAUAUGACAACAUCAAUACGACGAAAAGUUCAACACAAUCAUAUGUGUCAGGUUUCCGAAGCUAAAACAACAUUAACAAAACAAUUCUAUCUUAUGAAAUCACAGUGAUCGUGUGCAGAUUCAUAUGGUGAACAUACAUGUCUGACUAUUAUUUAAAUAUCCAAGUAGUUCAAUCGGCAUUCUACUUUGCAUGCAACAGUAUCAAUGGCAACUGAUAUAUCUAUUCUCGUACCUAAGGCCAAAAUCAAAAUACUUGUUUUCUUUUCAUGACUGACGGAAAAAAAAAUACUUUUCAAUCAUUUUACUUUCGAAAGAAACUUUUUUGCGAAAUAAUUUCCAUAAGUAAAAAAUGUGGAAAUAUUUAACAUUGUAGCGGGACACCUAAUAACGACAUUCCUUUGUCAAAACUUAAAGAAAAACUGCUUGCAUUAAAAAAACUCUAAUUUUG
This is a messenger RNA of Dreissena polymorpha, 1526 nucleotides long. RefSeq names its product caspase-14-like. The record is from RefSeq and is a predicted model, not a curated record. NCBI's taxonomy places the organism in Eukaryota, Metazoa, Mollusca, Bivalvia, Myida, Dreissenidae. The transcript has 8 exons. Gene Ontology annotation, molecular function: cysteine-type endopeptidase activity. Gene Ontology annotation, biological process: proteolysis. Bases 179 to 1186 code for a protein of 335 amino acids.